CACUACUCCUGUCCUAAGGUCUCUUGUGGAGGGCUGACAAGAGGCCAGAAUCAAGCCAGAAUUAGGCCAGAAUUCAGCCAGAAAUCCACAAUAAGCAAAUAAUAGAAACAACCCCCCCAAGUCAAAUCAAUAAUAAUAGUCGAGUCUUGGGACACUUUAAGACCCCUCAAGUAAUAACCAAGCACUUGUCAUAACAAGUCUCCGAAGACCUACCUGCUUAGUAGACGCCGUGCCUUGCCUUGCUUGAGGGCCCCCUUUGCCCCCCUCAACCAUCCACUUGUUGUAUGAAUCCUCUGCAACUCAACCAUCAUGUGGACGUGGUCUGCCUCUUGGCAAUUGGCAUCAGUGGAACUGCUGCUACACAUCUCCCCGUCAAAGAAAACACACACAGAGCACGAGUAAGGUGCCCACCGAGCCGAUGCGCAGUACAGUUGUACCCACCUCACUCACUCAGCCCGGGAAAUGUAUGUCACUUUUCCCACCGCUCUUCCCAUAUCCUCAUGUUCCCCCCUUUUCCCGCGUCUUGGCUUUGGGGCUUCAGACACUUCAGAGGACAGAGUUGGACGAGAGCAGCCAACUCUCCUCCACUCUCCUCCCCCUCCGCCCCGUAGAGCCCCGUCAGCGCAAGUCCUCUGCUGUGGAUAUGUCAUUCCCUCGGGGCGAGUGCGUCCUCCUCAAAGGCCCCGUCACAGCAGGAUUUCGAACCAAUAGCCCAGCCGCCGAAACCUCCCGGGCUGUCUCGGCAGUGCAAAGGGCAAUAUCUCUCGACCCGGACAGAACCGCAGAACCGCUUGUGGGAGUCUCUUCCCCGCUGUCAAAAAGACGGGGCGGAUCCGGGGCCAUUGGUCCCUUCUGCUGGGCAUGGGGGAUGGCCGCCGCGCCCAAAGCCACCAGCCAUCAGGAGGAUUUCGAGAAGAGUCCUUGGAUGUCGUUUGCCAAGGGUUCCCGAUUUGGAACGCUCAUCCUUUACCCCUCCUACACUUGA
Amorphotheca resinae ATCC 22711 is the source of this 985-nucleotide messenger RNA. RefSeq lists its product as hypothetical. The transcript has a single exon. Lineage: Eukaryota; Fungi; Ascomycota; Leotiomycetes; Helotiales; Amorphothecaceae. The coding region runs from base 419 to 985 and encodes 188 amino acids. The record is from RefSeq and is a predicted model, not a curated record.